Molecule: messenger RNA, 2701 nt
Organism: Leptomonas pyrrhocoris
Lineage: Eukaryota; Euglenozoa; Kinetoplastea; Trypanosomatida; Trypanosomatidae
Exons: 1
Coding region: 245-2701 (818 amino acids)
Biological process (GO): RNA processing
Source: RefSeq, a predicted model, not a curated record
GACGCAUCCGCCUCGUUGAAAAGGACUUUCCUUUCUACCACACAUUGCGUAGCCGCAAUUCGUAAAGCAACCGCCUUUUGUGUUGUUUUCCGCAAUGCCUGCAAUGUGAACACUUGGGUUAUUAUUAUUUUUUGAAGGGUUUCCAUGCAAGAAGAAUUUAUCUUACCAGCAGAUCGACUCAGUUCUUGUUGGGCAAAAAAGAUAAAGUGACAAACGCAUUUUCAAGUAUCCCGAAGAGGCGAAGAUGGCAGAGCCGUCGUACGUGAGUGUGCUGCGGGCUUUAUGCCGGAGCAUCACCACUAACGAAGCCAUUCGCGUCAAAGGCGAGCAAGAAGGCUACCGAUGCAAGGCGACCUACUCGCUGCUUCCACGGCUGCACGUGUCCCCGCUGAGCAUGCGGCGUGUGAAUGAUAUUGCGACGGCCGUCGGGGACUUUUGCACGACGCGCUCUCGCAUUUCAGCUGUCGCCCCGAACUUUUUCUGUGAGGUAUGUGUCAAGGUGAGCCGAGAUGACCAGUAUAUGGUGAAACUGUCCUUGUUAAACCAACGACUCGACUGCAUUCCCGCACGGGUCUCUCAAACACCGUCGGUAAGGUCUACUCUUCUACGCAAAGAUAUCGUAGCUUCGGCGUUGUCUGUUCCGCUUGCUUCCUCCAGCCGAGAAGAAGGAAGCGCUGCGGAAACGCUGUUCGAUGUCUGGCUACGCAGCUGUGAGCCGUACGCGCUCGAGGAUCAUCUGCGAGCUUUACACCCGAAUCUCGCGGCGCUUGUCGCUCACGUGUGCCUGCCCGCACCGGAAGGCACAAGCGACGAUGAGCUACACCGCAAGCCGGACAAAAACAGCGCCUACGUCCCCCUCACGCGCAACGGAGCCUCGGCGAUGGUGGAGUACACCCCAAAUGGGCAUCCGUUCUGGCUUUCUGCGGAUUCGUUCUGUGAGGUAAACCACGAAAUGGAGACGGCCAUCUACGAAGCCAUUGUCGAAUUUCUCAGGCUCUCGCCCGAGUGUGGGAAACGCGAAGACGAGGAGGAAGGGGCGUGUAAAAGCACGGGUGACGGUGUUUCAACUGCGCUACCAGGCAAGGUCGAAUCUUUCUUCUCCGCCGGUGGAGAAGGCGCGGCAGCUGCACUGUCGCAAAACGCCGUCACAUCGUCGCCUUUACAUUUGCGGAAGCGGCGCGCCUUUAUUUGUGGACGGGACAUCAACAGCGUUGUGUGCACCUUUGCGGAAUACUACCGCGGCACCACGGUUGUCACAACGUGCCCCUGCGUGUACGCUGACACGAAGACGAACAACAUUUCGCACUGCAUUCGGUGCGCCAAGGAUCAAAUUGCGGAACCAUUACGGGCUUUUGCGUUGUCCGGGAGUACAGCAGAGGUUGUGGCGGACGAGCAGGCGAAAUGCGAUCUUUCGAAUAGUAAUCCAGGCGACGCACGCAGCAUCACUGACGAGGCUCCUGAGGAGUUACACUGUCUCAUCACCGCUGGACGACACGGCUUGCACCCGAACACGACCACAGCUCUCAUGGAACUCGGUGCCGCAGCGUACCUCUCCGACCUCAUCUACGUGAGCUGCAACGUGGAGUCGUUGACGCGUGACGUGCACGUGCUGAAGGAGACGUGGUACAUUGCGCACGCGCGUACCUUCGACUUUUUCCCCGGCACUGAUUACGUGAUGACAGUACUGCAUUUCCGCCCCCUCUUUGUACGCGCUGCGAUGGAGCAACGCGUGAAAGGAGGCGGUGAUUUGCUGGUGUUGCCGGUUGGACUGCCGGGCACCGGGAAGUCGACCUGCGGCCGCGCACUCGAAGCCUUUUUUCGUAGCGCUGUGAACGAUGCCGGGCACGCUGAAGGUGCCGGUAGUGCUUCGGCCGCUUCCCAAACGUCACGGCCACCGCAGGAGAAAAAAGUGAGGCGAGAGCGCUUUCCAGCCUCUCCUGUCUGCUCUGUGCCCCGCACGUUUUUUCGGCUGCACCAGCGAACGGUUCGUUUUCGCCACGUCGAGCGAGAUCAAAUUUUCCGCGGCAAGAAGGAGUCCGCCAGCUUGCGGGUGGCGAAGCAGCAAACGCACGAGGCGUUGCUGGCCGCUGUUGGCUUGUGGGCCAAUACCCACCGUGGUGAAGGUGACAACGACUCUCUACGGCACGCCGAGUCUUGCUGUGCGCCGCAGCGACGGGUGCUGUACCUUGACUCCACAAACGGAUCUCGCGAGGCACGGAUGCUCUAUCAGUCGUUGUGGCACGCGUCCAGCCAGACGGCUCGUUGUGGAAGCGGCGACGGCGGAGGCAGAGGCGGCGGUGGGGACGGUGAAAGCGCACCUGCCCAAACCUCUUGCGUCGUUUUGUUCUUCGACAGCCCAGAAAACGCGGAGGAGUUGCUUCGCCGUGUACAGCAGCGUAGAACGCACCCAAGUUUCCCUUCGGCUGUCGACGAUCAGCAGCGUAAACUUGAGGCAAUCGCCGCCGCGCUCAGGGAAGGCGAGGGCAUCGCUGCCGUCACGGGCACACAGGAUAAUAGCACGGAUUGUGCAGCGUUGUCCGAAACGUGCUGGCACAUCCAUGCAAGCGCCAAAGAACACGCUGUUGAGGAGACGAUUGCGGAGGUGGCGGUGACGGUGUGCGCGCAUCUUCUUUUCUCCAACGAUCUCGCGGCGCUGUUGCGUGACGGCGCGUUGCAGCUGCUGCUGCGUGAGAAGGCCUAA